Molecule: messenger RNA, 2445 nt
Organism: Phacochoerus africanus (Common warthog)
Lineage: Eukaryota; Metazoa; Chordata; Mammalia; Artiodactyla; Suidae
Gene: NUP42
Product: nucleoporin 42
Exons: 7
Coding region: 105-1358 (417 amino acids)
Cellular component (GO): nuclear envelope
Molecular function (GO): nuclear export signal receptor activity; metal ion binding
Source: RefSeq, a predicted model, not a curated record
AGAAGAUUACGUCACAGUAGCGGUUCCGGGUCCUCCCGUAGCUUUAGGUUCUCUGCUGGCAGAGGGUAAGGAAGGAAGGCCUCUCCGUCUGAGACGCCCUUGCCAUGACCAUUUGUCAGUUUUUCCUUCAAGGCCGGUGCCGCUUUGGAGACCGGUGCUGGAACGAACACCCCCGCGCCGGGGGUGCGGGCGGAGGACGGCAGCAGCAGCAGCCUCCAGGUAGUAACAGACGUGGAUGGAAUACCACUAACCAGAGAUACUCCAAUGUUAUCCAGCCAUCCAGUUUCUCCAAAUCCACACCAUGGGGGGGCAGCAGAGAUCAAGAAAAGCCAUCUUUUGGUUCUUUUGAUUCUGGAGCAUCAACUAGCAGAAAUAGGGGUUUUGGAUUGUCUCAGAACCCAUUUGCUUCAUCUAGCUCUGAUGGUGAUGGGCAAAAAGAUGAAAAGAAACUUCUGGAAGAAAUUGUGAAAGAUAUGGAGGUUUGGGAAUCAUCAGGGCAGUGGAUGUUUUCUGUAUAUUCACCAAUGAAAAAGAAACUGAAUAUUUCAGGUUUUACAGACAUUUCACCAGAGGAGUUGAGACUUGAAUACCAUAACUUCUUAACCAGCAAUAACUUACAGAGUUAUCUAAAUUCCGUACAACAUUUAAUAAAUCAGUGGAGGAGCAGGGUAAAUGAACUCAAAAAUCUAAAUACGUCAACUAAAAUAGCUUUGCUCUCUGAUGUAAAAGAUGGAGUAAAGCAAGUAGCACCUGCAUUUGGAUUUGGCAAUAGUCAGGCAGUAACAUUUGGGUCACCAGGUUUUCCAGUGAAUAGCAACAGCAGUUGUAGUGCUCAGAAUUUUAGUUUUAAACCAAGGUCUUCGUUUGCUGCUGCCCCCUCUGGAAGUCCUUCUGUGUUUGGGAGUACUCCGGCAUUUGGAGCCACACCCUCUGCCAGUUCUGCCAUCAGCGCUUCUGCCCCAACUUUUGGACUUGGGAAGCCCGAAAUCACAUCUGCUGCUUCAUUUUCGUUUAAAACCCCUGCAGCUUCUGGUUUUGGAUCAUCUGGAUUUUCAGGAUUUCCAGCUCCAAUGGCAGCAGACCCUGUUGCCCCAGCCUUUGGAAGUGGCAGUUCUGUGGCUGGUUUUGGUAGUCCUGGGUCACAUUCUCAUGCUGCUUUUUCCAAGUCAUCCAAUGACACCUUUGGAAAUAGCAGCCUAUCCACCUCUCUCCCAGUCUCACAUGGCACAACAGAUAAUGUAUUAUUCACACCCAAGGAUCAACUAACAGUGGAAGAACUAGAACAAUUUCAAUCUAAGAAAUUCACUUUGGGAAAAAUUCCCUUAAAGCCACCACCUGUGGAACUCCUAAAUAUUUAAAAGGGCAAUUUUAAAUAUAGAAAAGAACAGUUUUUAAAAUUGUUUUGAGUGGUUCAUAUGAAAGAGCAAAUAUAUAUACACAUUUAAAUUUAUAAGAAAUAUAAACUUUUAAUAACAUUAGUUUUUAAAUUUAACAUUUUUCCCUUGAACCUAACUAUUUAAAUGGAACAUAAAAAAUACUGAAGAACAGAUUUUUUUAACUAUUAUUAUGAAUGAAACUGAAAAAAUGAUCAAUGCACACUGAAUAAAGUACUUUUCUUAUUCUACAUCACUUUACUGUCUUAUUUAAAAUUUUGGCUUUAAACUUUUUUAAAGAAAUGAGACAGUUUUUAGAACCAGUAGGGAAAAAUGCUUGAAUGUUUAACCUACUUACCAAAUAAAUAUCAGAAGCCUGACUUUCAUGUUCAAGAAGAUUCUCUUAACGAAAUAGCAAUUUUUAAAGGGCAGAAACUUAUUUUCAGGACCUAAGGGGCGUUUUCCCCUCACAGUUUUUUUUUAAUGGUCCACUCCCAUAGUGUGCGGAAGUUCCCAGACCAGGAAAUGAACCCGAGUCACAGCAGUGACCCAAGUGCCACAGUGACAAUGCAGGAUCCCUAACCUGCUGCACCCAAGGGAACUCCACCUCUCAGAAUUGUUCCCACUCAAUAUUGACUGUCUCAUGGACCAUCUGAGUUUUCUUUGGCAAUUUUAGGCUAAUUUUAUCUUGGCCUAAUUUUUCUGUAAUACUGUUUUUUCCUCACAUUCUUCCAUCAGGUGGCUGGAUUCUAAGAGGAAUGGAAAUUAUGAUCUCAUGUGAAUAAAUAGUAUAUGUAGAGGAGUCGAAUUCACCAGCUGUUUCUAUUAGAAUUUUCAGACACGUUUGUGUCUGUCUGUGUCCUCAGAUGAGGGCAAUAUAUUGUAUAUCUUAUAUGUAGUUGAUCCAAGUAGCCAAAGACCUGUCAUGAGCUGAAGCAUAUAUGUCAGAAUUCAGUGUUUCUUUCUCAAGCCUCAAAAAUGACACAGCUGGCACUUUGAGAAUAGUUACCUAAACUAGAUCUGAUAUUGAACUGAUUUUUUUUAGGUGUAAAUAAAAUAAAAACUUAUAAAA